This is a messenger RNA of Cimex lectularius (bed bug), 2560 nucleotides long. Its product is annotated as chromatin modification-related protein eaf-1-like. Gene Ontology annotation, molecular function: RNA binding. Gene Ontology annotation, cellular component: nucleus. The transcript is spliced from 14 exons. The record is from RefSeq and is a predicted model, not a curated record. The coding region runs from base 298 to 2343 and encodes 681 amino acids. NCBI's taxonomy places the organism in Eukaryota, Metazoa, Arthropoda, Insecta, Hemiptera, Cimicidae.
AUGGGAUGCAUCGACGCGAGCUUGGUAUGGGCAGUUGUUGACUGUUCGCUUCUGUUAUUUUCCCUUCUUCCAUAGCGCCCAAGGAACCGUUUUUCACUGUUUACACUGGACUCGCUGUUUACCCAUUUUUUUAAACUUUAUUUAUCCUUAAAAUCCCGCGAGUGUUGAAUUUAGAAAGGAGCGGCAAAAUUGUACACCUCUGACUUCGAGGUUUUUGUUUUGAUCCUUCCAAUAAAUCUUCAGAGUAUUCUUUUAUAGUUUUAUAAGACUUUUGCUUUAAAAAAACAUCAAACACCAAUGCGAAUGGAUCCUCCAAAGUUCAGAGAAAAAGUUCUUAUCGGACUGGAACAUGCGCCACCAAGUUUCGAUGUGCGAGGAAAAGUCGUCGGACCGGGAGGGGCCAACCUUCAGUACAUUACCAAUGAAACUGGUGCGAUUGUAACGAUCAGGGGUAAAGGUUCUGGUUACAUUGAAGCGUCGGGGCAAGAAUCAAUUGAACCGCUUCAUAUAUGUGUUGAGCAUUCGAAAUAUGAAGUGUUGCAAGCUGGCAGACAACUAGCCUUCAAUCUUAUUGAAACAGUACAGCAGGAGUGGGCGAAUAUCCAACACCAGCACCACGAACCACAACAGCAACAUCCGCAACCCCAGCAACCACCGCCUCAACAGCAAAUCCCUCUUCAGAUACAUCCAUCUCAAAUUGUCAACACAAGUACAGGAAACAACCCUCCUCACUCAGAGAUAGUCAAUAACACAGGGAAUUUAGCACCAGUUGCUUUACCAGUUUUUACACAGCAAACGGUUGGUCAAAUGGUGUCAGUUCCACCACCUACGAUAGCAGUUCCACCACCAACUAUCCACAUCCCACAACAACAACAAAUUCAAGUUAAUGUUUCUCAAAGUAACGGGCAACAAAACACUCCAACUCCUUGUUUACCUAAUAUCGGAGGAUUAGUCCAGGCCCAUCAACCAGGAAUGAAUGUGUCUCAGGAAGUACCAUCGUCUCAGGGCUCGUCUCCAGCUCAGCAGCCACCGCAUUCUUUUCAACUUCAAUCUCAAGCACAACAAGUGUUUGUAAGUGGUCAAGGAGCACUGUUACAACAGCCUGCAUUAAUUUCUCAACAACAACAGCCUGUAUUACCUGGUUCUGUUAUUGCCCAGCAACCUCAAAUAAUUGCUCAUACUUCAUACCCUCUUCAAUAUAUGCAAACAAGUAAUGGCCAGAUGGUAGUAGCCUAUCCAAAUCUUGUCAGGCCAGAUGGAACGCCAGUUUCUGGACAACCUCAGCAAUUGAUGCUUGUUCAAUAUGGCCAGCCAGCGGGUGUGAGGCCAGCAGCUGGAAGUAUCCGAGCCCCUCCAUCUCAAGCAAACACCCAACAAGCAUCUCUGCCUCAAAUUGUUCAGAUUGUAAAUCCUCAAACAGGGCAGAUUCAACAUGUGAUUCAGCAAGUACAGCAGCCUCUUCAAAUGCACCAAGUACAGCUUCAGCAUCCUGUUGUUGGUCAAGGAGGGAAUGUAAUUGGGCAACAACUGCUCAUGCCUCUGCAAACCCCUCUUCAGUUUGCUGCCCCACAGCCUCAGCAGAUGAUUAUAACACAACCGCCUCCCCAUGUCCAGCAUCACAUUGGGACAACUACUCAAAGUAUGUCAAAUAUUAGUGGACAACUUCAUGUUUCUACUGCAGUAUCUGGGCCUCCAACGACUGGUGCCUCUCAGCAAGCACAGCUCCAAGUUGUGAACCAAAGGCAACCACAAGGACAAAAGAGAAGGUUUGAAGGAGAGCAAAGCCAAUUUCAAGCUUUGCCACCACAACCUGUUCCACCUCCUCAAAAUCAAGGCGUGCAGCAAAAUUCAAGGAAAGGAAUGGGAGAUAGCCCGCAAAGAACAAAUGCACAGCAGACAGGGCAGUCCCAAGAAAAUGCAAAUACAACAGAAAAAAAUCAGUUCACCCAAGAUGAGUGGAGAAAUGAGCAGCAGCAACCUGAUACUCAAAUUUCAAGAGCGGAAACUUUUAAACCUGAACUACCUAAAAGAGGCCGUCCAUCACAUCUCGACAACUCUGGAGAGGCAAGGGUUAAGAAUGAAAAAAGUUACACCGGAGGAUAUAAGGGGCCGCAACAACAGACGUACAAUAACGGGGAACAGCAACAGCAGCAACCCCCUGUACAAGGAUUGUAUCAUCAACAACAACAACAACAGCAUAUGUUUCAUCCAUCGCUGCCUGCAUCGACAUCUGCUCCAGUCCAGCAGCAGUACGUGACCCCUCCUCAUCCUCCUCCUCACAUGUAUCAGCAGCCGCCUCAAAGUUACAACCCUUACAACAAUUCCUGGAUUCUCCCGCAGUAAAACAGUUCUUUAAGUUACUGAGAGAAAUGCUAAAAUGGAUAUAUGGUUGUAAUAAAGGUGUACAUAAUUUUGUUAUGUCGAGCUGUACAAAAACAAAUGCUGUAGAAUUUUAAUGGUAUUAGUUUAAAUUAUUGAUAUCCAAUUUCUUACCACUCCUUUAAGGAUGAAGUAAUUUUUUAAUCGGGUAAAGUAUAUAGUGAACUUUUAAGAAUUUAGA